Engraulis encrasicolus (European anchovy) is the source of this 3183-nucleotide messenger RNA. It is a transcript of the gene tbl1x, whose product is annotated as transducin beta like 1 X-linked. Gene Ontology annotation, cellular component: histone deacetylase complex. The coding region runs from base 657 to 2246 and encodes 529 amino acids. Gene Ontology annotation, biological process: regulation of transcription by RNA polymerase II. The record is from RefSeq and is a predicted model, not a curated record. The transcript has 15 exons. Gene Ontology annotation, molecular function: protein binding; transcription corepressor activity. Lineage: Eukaryota; Metazoa; Chordata; Actinopteri; Clupeiformes; Engraulidae.
AAUGCAUCUGCUACAAUGUGCAACAAUGUAACGCAGGGCACGCUACAUUGUAAUAGCCUAGGUGUUUUUGUUUGUUCGCUACAGUAGCCUCAUACAAGAGGGUGCAUAGAUCAAAGACGCCUCCGAUUACUGUUUGAUUGUGGGGGUUAUAGAAGACUCUGUGCCAGGUCUGGAUGUUUAUUUGCUCCAAAGAUGUGGGCCUUGUAAAUAAACAGGUUUAAGGUCAGGUGCUGAUUUUUCCAUUGUGGGUCACUGACGCCCCUCCACCACCACCACCACCACCUCCGCCCCUUUCUCCCCUCUCCCGCUCACUCUCAGAGUGUAAGCUGCAGUCUUACAGCUCCAUUCUCAGAAACACCGAAAACUCCAGUCAUUUCAAGGCUCAUUCAGGCACACUUUAGCUGCCACAAUACCCCUGGCGUACCAAGUAACCUACCUCGAGAUUCGCGGUCAUUCUGUCUUCGUUUAGCCGCGAAAAGCAGCAGAAAAGGAGUCAGUUUGUCAUAGUUAAAAUAUUACGGCGAAAAUGGGGGGAAACUCGUCGUUUGCGCACUGAAGUUGGGUCUUUCCUUGUGGAAGUGAAAGAGGAGGUGGCGUGAGUACCACGAGCUCACUCGCUCUUUGAAAGAGUGGGGCCUGCCUGGAGGUUGCUGAAGAUGAGUAUAACAAGUGAUGAAGUCAACUUUUUGGUCUACAGAUAUUUACAAGAGUCAGGUUUCUCUCACUCAGCGUACACCUUUGGCAUCGAGAGCCACAUCAGCCAGUCCAACAUCAAUGGAACUCUAGUGCCCCCUGCUGCCCUCAUCUCCAUCCUGCAGAAGGGCCUGCAGUAUGUGGAGGCCGAGAUCAGCAUCAACGAGGAUGGUACAGUAUUUGACGGGAGGCCCAUCGAGUCGCUGUCGCUGAUCGACGCGGUGAUGCCGGACGUGGUGCAGACGCGGCAGCAGGCCUUCAGGGAGAAGCUGGCGGCCCAGCAGCAGGCCAAUGCAGCCAUGCCAGCCACCAGCAGCAGCGGCGGCGGCAGCAGUGGCGGCCCUGUCGGAGGCAGCAGCAGCAGCAGCAACCAGCAGAAAUCAGCGGAGAAUGGAGAUGUGGUCAACGGAGACGAGAACGGCACCCACAACCUGAACAACCACUCGGAGGCGAUGGAGAUCGAUGGGGAGGUUGAGAUUCCGGCCAGCAAGGCCACAGUGCUGAGGGGCCACGAGUCUGAGGUCUUCAUCUGCGCCUGGAACCCUGUCAGCGAUCUUCUGGCCUCAGGGUCGGGAGACUCCACAGCCAGAAUAUGGAACCUGAAUGAGAACAGCAAUGGCAGCUCUACCCAGCUGGUGCUCCGCCACUGCAUACGAGAAGGAGGCCAAGACGUCCCCAGCAAUAAGGACGUCACCUCUCUGGACUGGAAUAGCGAUGGAACUCUGCUCGCGACAGGAUCCUAUGACGGAUUUGCAAGGAUAUGGAGAAAAGACGGAAAUCUAGCCAGCACCUUGGGGCAGCACAAAGGACCCAUAUUUGCACUGAAAUGGAACAAGAAGGGCAACUGCAUCCUCAGUGCUGGCGUUGAUAAGACGACAAUCAUUUGGGAUGCGCACACCGGUGAAGCCAAGCAACAGUUUCCCUUCCACUCAGCACCAGCUCUGGAUGUGGACUGGCAGAACAACACCACGUUUGCAUCCUGCAGCACCGACAUGUGCAUCCACGUGUGCCGCCUUGGCAGCGAUCGACCGCUGAAGACCUUUCAGGGACACACGAAUGAAGUAAACGCCAUUAAAUGGGACCCGUCGGGCAUGUUGCUGGCCUCUUGCUCAGACGACAUGACUUUGAAGAUCUGGAGUAUGAAGCAGGACUCGUGCGUACAUGACCUCCAAGCUCACAGUAAGGAGAUCUACACCAUCAAAUGGAGCCCCACGGGUCCUGGCACCAACAACCCCAACUCCAACAUCAUGCUUGCCAGUGCAUCGUUUGACUCCACGGUGCGUCUGUGGGACGUGGAGAGGGGGGUGUGUAUCCACACUCUCACCCGGCACCAGGAGCCCGUCUACAGCGUGGCCUUCAGCCCCGACGGCAAGUUCCUGGCCAGCGGCUCCUUUGACAAAUGUGUCCACAUCUGGAACACCACGAGUGGAGCAUUGGUGAACAGCUACAGAGGAACGGGAGGCAUCUUCGAAGUUUGCUGGAACAGCACAGGCGACAAAGUGGGAGCAAGUGCCUCGGAUGGUUCAGUGUGUGUUCUUGAUCUUCGAAAGUAGAUGCACAAGGAGGAACAAGACGGAUACUCAACAUCUGUGCCACAUGCAGACAAGAUGGAUGCUGAACAUCUGUGCCCCGGCACACCUCUCUGAACUGGAGAUGAUCAGGGGCAUCAGCAACCAUCUGCUCUCUACUCGAACGGCUGAUUGAAGGGUCUGGCACGCGGGGCAGGGAACUAAAGCGGGUGGCUGUGCCAGAGUUGGGAAGACACUUUUUAAAGAAAGCAUGAAAGAGAGACAGAAAUUUGAAACGGGCAAACAAAAACAAAAAAACAAGAAUUAAAAGAUUUGGCUGUCCUGCCUCUGAAGACAUGACAGCAGCAGGUGGUGUCAUCCCCACAGCCCUCUGCCUCAAACAUGACCCAGGUCCACUGAGGAAACAACGGGUGUCUCUGACUGGAGGGGUGUGUGUCGCGGGAGAGCGCUAGUCACACGGCUGCAUUAGAUCACCUUGUCUGUGGCCGGGGAAAAAAAGAGAGAAAAAGAAAAUGCUGCCGAUCUGGGCUGAGAACACAGAGUCUGCUGUCAAGACGGAUCACCAAGGGGAUUGGAGCCGAGAGCGAUGAGCUGGGGCUGGCCAUGGCUUUUAAGGCGCUGCUGCUGCAGCUGCGGAGAUGGCUAAGAUGUGGAAGGAGAUCUUUGGCACUGUGGGAUGGGAUGGAUGUCUGGGUGUGUGCGUGUGCACUAUAUUCUGACCAUUUCCAAAAGGGUGGAGUAGGAGUGACGUCAGCAUUGGCCUUCACACACUGUUUUCCUUUCUUACUUUUCAAAAAGUCCUUGAGCUGAGGGGGUUUGGAAAUCAGGGAGGGGGAGGGAGAGAGAGAAAUCUCAAGGCUCAGAAUGUGCUGUAUUCAGUAUAACAGUGUCUUUUUGAAUUGAAAUUGAAACUGCUGACGCAAAAGGUUUUUUAUAUUAUAAAGAUGUUUUAUUCCCCGUG